Rotaria socialis is the source of this 477-nucleotide messenger RNA. The record is from the annotation of a GenBank genome assembly. Lineage: Eukaryota; Metazoa; Rotifera; Eurotatoria; Philodinida; Philodinidae.
AUGGAAGAUCUAUCUUUCCGUAUCUUUAAUCGAUUUCUGACUAGAGCACCUCAAUCUUCAUGGCAAUAUUCAAAAGAAGAAGAAUUACAUGUUCAUUUCAAAUCGUUUGUCGAAUCAUUUGCAUUUUAUAAUAAAUCUUUACUACUACGUGCUUCUAAAUAUAGUGAUUUUAAUGCAGGACUCGUUAUAUCAUUUAGUUUUAAAGUUGACGUGAAUCCUGAAAUUUCAAUAUUACCUAAUGAUGAUAUUGGCUGUGUUGUUGAUGGUAGUUUAUCAUUAGUUGAUUUUGAAGAAGUUAUUGAUGAUUUUGUUGAUGGUUGUUUAUCAUUUGAAUUUGAAGAAGUUAUUGAUGAUUUUGUUGAUGGUUGUUUAUCAUUUGAAUUUGAAUGUGUAUUUGAUGAUGAUAUUAAAUGUGGAUCAUCAUUUAAAGUUAUUGUUGAUGAUAAUGUUGCAUUUUUUUAUAAUCUAAAUUAUUAA